Molecule: messenger RNA, 2686 nt
Organism: Schistocerca piceifrons (Central American locust)
Lineage: Eukaryota; Metazoa; Arthropoda; Insecta; Orthoptera; Acrididae
Product: P2R1A-PPP2R2A-interacting phosphatase regulator 1-like
Exons: 1
Coding region: 733-1713 (326 amino acids)
Molecular function (GO): protein serine/threonine phosphatase inhibitor activity
Source: RefSeq, a predicted model, not a curated record
UAACAAACUUAGAUUUUGCAACGAAGCGUACAUAAAUCUACAUUUUCCAGAAUAUUAAAUUUGACAUUAGCUAUACAGAUACAUAAACUGGCGUUGAGUCGUAACCGACAUAUUUAGAGCUGAAUCAACCCAAAUUUAGUGCCACGCUUUGUGAUCACCUGCUAGCAAAGAUCUAUUGGUUUUUUCGUCACACGAAAUAAAAAUUGAGUUUUCUAACAAUUUUCGGAUAUCAUUUGUGAUCGAAAGGGCUUGAUGUUCGUGACGGAGCAAACUCACCUACGACGAAAGAUCUAGUGUUUUUAGAGACUGGAUAGUAUCAGGAAGGGGGCAAUAGGAUGAAUAGUUUUGCUUUUAUAGUUGAAGUCCGGCGAUAAAAAAAUAAUUCGUAGAUACUUACAUGAAAACGAUUGCUUAAACCAUUAGCAGCGAGUAUAAUAUUUACAAUACAUCAGUAAAAUGUGGUUACUGAGGAGAAGCCGAUUACUUGGGUUGCGACGUGAUAGAGUUAGAUUGUGUUUUACGUGUUAAUGAAUGGUGAUACCUAAUGCAAAUUAGUUUGUCGAGUUAGUUUCACCUUAAAGAGGCUGUUUUUGUUGUACCUGUGUGCUUAACUCUGGUAAAUAAGUAAAAUUAUUAGUUAAUUCUGUACUUGACGGAGGUCGGCCUAAUGCUGUGAACAAAUGCUAGAAGUUCUAGGUGUCGAUGGGCUAUGUUUUGUGAUAUUAUAAAAACAUGGAUGUUGAUUCACCAGUUAGUUUAAAAAGAUCUAGCAGCGCUCCCAUGAUAAAUGAAUUGAAUACCACAAUGUCGGCAGCAUCCACAACAUCGUCUGCAAGGGAUUCUGGCCCAUUUGGCAGCAUAUUUUCAGCGGGCCAGCCCAGGACACGUCGUUUCAGCGCAAGUUUCAGUCCAGUACAUAACAUGAGUAGCGGCGCCUUACAAGGUCCUCGCUUGACUCCACGUGUCAGCCAGUUACGACAAGAAGAAUGCCUUGACCGUGAGGCAGCCCAUGAGCGUGAAAUACAUUCAGCAAUGCAGAUGUCACAGUCAUGGGAAGAUCUCACACUUGUUCCCGGAUCCCCAUCGUCGUCAACACCAUCAUCAAUGUGUAAGCAGCAGGAGCAGAAUGAAGCAAAUCGACGUAUGUUGCAACGUUACAUUGAUCAUCCCUUGCAACUGUCACUUCCAAAUACUGGAGGACCACCUGUGUGUUCAUCACCAUCACCAACAAGACAAGGUCUUGGAAGACAAUGCUUUUCACCAGGCUUUUUCAAGAACAGCUUAUCACCAAGCCCAACAAGAAAGGCCUUUGCCACCAGAAGAAGCUUAAGUCCUAAUACUGUUCGAGCUAGUUCACUGGGCCCUGUGAAACGCAAAUGUGAAAUAGAGGAUGAAAAGGUUGAUCCCUAUGUUCCUCCACCAGCCAAAAGGCCCAGUUACUAUGGAACUGAGAGAGCUGGUCUUCUAAUGACUCAGAAUAACAGAAUGGAUGCUUCCUCAAGUCCAUUACCAGGUUCCUUGAGUUCAGUGGGCACUCCAGAAUCAUUAUCUAGUGCUGACUCUCCUGGCUUCACAUUCCGGCCUGUUGACAGCCCAUCACCAGGACGUCCUGCAGCCUCCAUUAAUGAUGAACCAAUGCAAGAGGAGAGAACACCUGACCCAAGCAAAAGUGACCAGAUCAUGACUCAAGUUGGGGAAAAGAACCCUAGCUAAUCCAAACUUGCCUUAAACUGCAUUUCUUUUCCCAUUUUCUAGUCUGCACAGCUUCCCAGCACUUCAGUUCGUUGAAAGCUUUUUGUCUGUCACUUGAACUGUGCCAGACGAAUAUGCUGAAGACACAAAAACCAGUUCAUUGGGGUUUCGUGUUUCACUAUAGGAAUUAAAAGUUCUGUAGUGCAUUUUUUGACUGAAAGAUUUUUCUAUGUAUCUUGCCAAUGAGAGGGGUAUCUGCUAUACCAGGAAAGCUUCAGAGAUUAAUUUUUGUUGUUUCCUGUGCAAACCUGGUAGCAGUUGCUGUAUUAUUUGUAAUAAUCCUCUUCGAAAAGUGGAAAUACCUCAUUUCUCCUAUGUAUUAAAAUAUUUUGUAUGACUUGUGUUUUUAAGUAUCUUUAAAUAUGUAAUUAGUAUUUAUCAUUGUGUAGUUCAGUGUACUCUUUAAUGUAAGUCUUUUUCAGUGACGCUUUUUAUGCUGGCGUUAUAGUCAGUUUUGAUGCAUUGUGUUUAGAUUUAAUGUCUGUCUGUGAAAGUUUGUACACAAACUUUUUUUUAUGUAGCAGUAAAAGAAAAAUUUCUGCACACUAACAACUGCUGAUCCAUUCUUUUUUGCCCCCUUACAAGGACCUGUGUGCAGUUUCAAAGAUGUCAAGAAGUGUUAAAACAGAUUCUCAUUGUUUUGAAAACUAGGCAACUGUAUUUAAAAAUAUAUAUUUAUAAAAUUUUUAUGUUAGCUAUUAUGUUUGAUCCAGUAAAAUCGGUAAUACCAAACAUAACUUGGCCACUUGUGAUGCAGCAUACAGCAUUUAAUACAUCACACUCUUCUCAGACACUUAACUAUUUCUGUUUCAUUUAUUCUUUUAAAGGCAUUAUACUUUGGCUCUUUCCUAUUCUGUACAUCCAUGUUGCUUGAGAUCUGUAUAUUUGCAGUUGUGAACAUGAUGACUUAACCUGAAUCUAGGAAAUUGACUUG